UUUAUCUCUUCAUAAGAAUUUCGGACCGUACUCUGCUCUGCCCUGCUUUCCCGUGAAAACGGAGAAGGAAAGAAAAUUCGGCCAAAAAUGGCACCGCAGCUAUUAAAGCUUCCCAUUGGCAGUAUCUCACGCAUACUUCAUACCACUCCAAGCUUGUCUUUUCUCUCUCUUUCCAGAUCUCCAAAGCUUUCUGUGAGAUGGGUCAAAGCCCAAAUUCACAGUCCCUUUAGAAGCUAUGCUGUUGCAAGUUCUGGAAAGCUUCAAGCACCAAAGAAGAAAAGGAGGCUGGAUGAAAUAUGUCUUGAAAGAUUUCAGCAAUACAGCCGAACCUUUAUUCAAUCAUGGAUCCUACAAGGAAAAGUGUCCGUUGAUGGAAAGGUGGUGAACAAAGCUGGAACACCUGUCUCUGAGAAGGCUGUUGUGCAAAUAAUGGCUGAAAUUCCAAAAUAUGUAUGUAGAGCAGGAUAUAAGCUGGAAGCUGCCAUUGAACAGCUAGGCGUCAAUGUUGCUGGUAAAGUAGCUCUUGAUUCAGGGUUAUCCACUGGAGGAUUUACUGACUGCUUGCUUCAAUAUGGAGCAUCAUUUGUUUAUGGGGUUGAUGUAGGCUAUGGGCAGGUGGCUGACAAAAUUCGUCGAGAUGAACGUGUUUGUGUGAUAGAAAGGACAAAUCUAAGAUACCUUUCUGAACUCCCCCAAAAGGUUGAUUUGGUGACUCUGGAUCUUUCAUUCAUCUCAAUUCUCUUGGUCAUGCCCGCUGUAAUCAAUGUGAUGAAGGAAGAUGCAAUCUUAGUUACCUUGGUUAAGCCUCAAUUUGAAGCUCGAAGAUCACAAGUAGGAAGUGGUGGGAUCGUGAGAGAUCCUAUGGUUCAUCAAGAGGUUCUUGAAAAAAUUAUAAAGGGUGUAGAGAAUUUGGGAUUCUGUAGCAAUGGGUGGAUAGAGUCACCAUUGAAGGGUGCUGAGGGUAAUACAGAAUUUCUGGUUUACUUUAGCCGAACAGCUGAGAGAAACGCAAACUAAUUUUGUAUCUGCAAUCUCAUGGUAAUACAAAUUUGUCCUUAAAAACUAUUUGCCCCAUAAAUUUCAUGAUCUUGCAAUUUGGGUGACAUGUUUCGAUCACAUUUCUCAAGUGGUUGGACAUGUGUUGUUUAUUUAUUUUAAUUUGCGUUCCCAA
Quercus lobata is the source of this 1171-nucleotide messenger RNA. RefSeq names its product bacterial hemolysin-like protein. Gene Ontology annotation, molecular function: methyltransferase activity; RNA binding. The record is from RefSeq and is a predicted model, not a curated record. Bases 88 to 1017 code for a protein of 309 amino acids. Gene Ontology annotation, biological process: methylation. The transcript has 9 exons. NCBI's taxonomy places the organism in Eukaryota, Viridiplantae, Streptophyta, Magnoliopsida, Fagales, Fagaceae.